AACCCAACGCUUGGACCAAGUAGACCUGAGAGACUAGACCCAGAGCAGAUAUAGAAAUUCCUUACAUCAUGGGCAUAAUCUAUCUAUAUACAACAAUAUCUUAUUGGGAGGACGAAACCAGUAUGUGCGUGGAAGAAAGUGAGAGAAAAGAGAGGAAGAGAAGGGAUAGAGGAGAGAGACCCUUACCUCUAUGAUUUUCUAGCAUCACACCAUCAGGAGGUUACAAACAGUGUUCUGCGAGUGAUUCCAUCACUGCCCUGCUCCAGUGACUGAGAAAGAAAGAGAGGAGGGGAGUUGUUUU
Molecule: messenger RNA, 301 nt
Organism: Geodia barretti
Lineage: Eukaryota; Metazoa; Porifera; Demospongiae; Tetractinellida; Geodiidae
Source: the annotation of a GenBank genome assembly